Molecule: messenger RNA, 4413 nt
Organism: Girardinichthys multiradiatus
Lineage: Eukaryota; Metazoa; Chordata; Actinopteri; Cyprinodontiformes; Goodeidae
Gene: pds5a
Product: PDS5 cohesin associated factor A
Exons: 33
Coding region: 187-4050 (1287 amino acids)
Biological process (GO): DNA repair; mitotic sister chromatid cohesion
Cellular component (GO): chromatin; nucleus
Source: RefSeq, a predicted model, not a curated record
CAUCGGAGCUGUAGUACUACCUCGAGACCGUGAGGGGGCGCUCUGCACCCAGUCUUCGCAAAGACAGCAUUGACUGAACGGACUGAGAGCUUUGUGCCGAAAACUAAACCGAUCUGAGUCAGCCUAAUGAAUUAAAACGGCCCGAUUGGAAGAGGCCAGUAGAAGACCGUGUGUACAUCAAAAAGCAUGGAGUUCCCGCAACAACAGAAGGCUGCGGGGGACGGAAAGAUCGUCUAUCCUCCGGGAGUGAAGGAGAUUACGGACAAAAUAAGCAAUGACGAGGUGGUCAAACGGUUGAAGAUGGUGGUAAAGACCUACAUGGACAUGGAUCAAGACUCCGAAGAGGAGAAGCAGCAGUAUCUCGGACUGGCACUCCACCUCGCCUCUGAGUUCUUCCUAAGGAACCCCAAUAAAGACGUACGCCUGCUGGUGGCCUGCUGUCUGGCUGACAUCUUCAGGAUAUAUGCUCCAGAGGCGCCCUACACCUCCCAUGACAAGCUAAAGGACAUCUUUCUGUUCAUCACCAGACAGUUAAAAGGAUUAGAAGACACCAAGAGUCCUCAGUUCAACCGAUACUUCUAUCUGCUUGAGAACCUUGCGUGGGUCAAAUCAUACAAUAUCUGCUUUGAACUGGAGGACUGCAACGAGAUCUUUAUUCAGCUCUUCAAAACGCUCUUCUCUGUUAUAAAUAACAGCCAUAACCAAAAAGUGCAGAUGCACAUGAUGGAUCUGAUGAGUUCUAUCAUCAUGGAGGGAGACGGAGUCACACAAGAGCUGCUGGACACAAUCCUUAUAAACCUCAUACCUGCACACAAGAAUCUAAAUAAGCAAGCAUAUGAUCUCGCCAAGACUCUUCUGAAGAGGACGGUCCAAACGAUUGAGACGUGCAUUGCAAACUUCUUCAAUCAGGUUUUAGUGAUGGGAAAGUCAUCGGUCAGUGACCUAUCGGAGCACGUCUUUGACCUCAUCCAGGAGCUGUUUGCCAUCGACCCCAUGCUGCUGACCUCUGUCAUGCCUCAGCUGGAGUUCAAACUUAAGAGCAACGAUGGAGAGGAGCGUCUAGCUGUUGUACGGUUGCUUGCAAAGUUAUUUGGGGCCAAAGACUCAGAGCUAGCAUCACAGAACAGACCGCUUUGGCAGUGUUUCUUAGGACGGUUCAACGACAUCCACGUACCAGUCAGACUAGAGUGUGUGAAAUUCGCGAGCCACUGCCUUAUGAACCACCCUGACCUGGCGAAAGACUUGACAGAAUAUUUGAAAGUGCGUUCUCACGACCCAGAGGAAGCCAUCCGACAUGAUGUCAUUGUCACCAUCAUCAACGCUGGAAAGAAAGACCUGAACUUGAUCAAUGACCAAUUGUUGGGCUUUGUGCGGGAAAGGACCCUCGACAAGAGGUGGCGUGUGCGUAAAGAGGCCAUGAUGGGCCUGGCUCAGCUUUAUAAGAAAUACUGUCUGCACCAUGAGGCUGGAAAGGAGUCCGCUCAGAAGAUCAGCUGGAUCAAAGACAAACUGUUGCACAUCUACUAUCAGAACAGCAUUGAUGACAAGUUAUUAGUGGAGAAGAUUUUUGCCCAGUACAUGGUCCCUCACAGUCUCGACACGGAGGAGAAGAUGAAAUGUCUUUACUACCUGUAUGCCUGUCUGGACACUAACGCUGUCAAGGCCCUAAAUGAGAUGUGGAAGUGUCAGAACAUGCUCAGAAGUCUCGUAAAAGAGCUGCUCGAUCUUCACAAGCUGCCAGUGUCUGAGGCCAACAACUCCGCAAUGCUUGGGAAGCUAAUGAGUAUCGCAAAGAACCUACCGGAUGCCGGAAAGGCCCAGGACUUCAUGAAGAAAUUCAACCAGGUUCUGAGUGAGGAUGAGAAGCUCAGAGUCCAGCUGGAGAUGCUCAUCAGUCCCACGUGCUCCUGCAAGCAGGCUGAAAUCUGUGUGAGGGAGAUCACUCGGAAGCUGACGUUCCCUAAACAGCCCACCAAUCCUUUCCUAGAGAUGGUCAAGUUCCUGCUGGAGCGGAUUGCCCCAGUUCACAUCGACUCUGAAGCCAUCAGUGCUUUGGUAAAGCUGCUAAAUAAGUCCAUUGAGGGGACAGCUGAUGAUGAGGAGGAAGGUGUCACCCCUGAUACAGCGAUCCGCUCUGGUCUUGAGCUGCUUAAGGUCCUGUCAUUCACACACCCCACGGCAUUCCAUUCAGCUGAGACCUACGAGUCUCUGCUCCAGUGUUUGAAGAUGGAGGACGACAAAGUGGCAGAAGCGGCUAUUCAGAUUUUCCGUAACACUGGGCAGAAGAUCGAGAUAGAGUUACAACAGAUAAGAUCAACACUGAUUCCCAUCCUGCAUCAGAAGGCCAAGCGGGGCACACCUCACCAGGCCAAGCAGGCCGUUCACUGCAUUCAUGCCAUCUUUAACAACAAGGAAGUGCAGCUGGCCCAGAUUUUUGAGCCUCUGUCACGCAGUCUCAACGCAGACGUUCCAGAACAGCUCAUCACUCCACUUGUGUCCCUGGGGCAUAUAUCCAUGCUGGCUCCAGAUCAGUUCGCCUCACCAAUGAAGUCCAUCGUGGCUAAUUUCAUCGUCAAGGAUUUGCUCAUGAAUGACCGGUCGGUAGGAAACAAGAACGGGAAGCUGUGGUCCACUGAUGAGGAAGUCUCACCUGAAGUUUUAGCAAAGGUUCAGGCCAUCAAGCUACUGGUACGCUGGUUACUAGGAAUGAAGAACAACCAAUCCAAAUCAGCCAACUCCACCCUCCGCCUGCUGUCAGCCAUGCUGGUUAGCGAGGGUGACCUCACAGAGCAGAAGAAGAUCAGUAAAUCGGACAUGUCUCGUCUGAGGCUGGCUGCUGGCUCCGCCAUCAUGAAGUUGGCGCAGGAGCCAUGUUACCAUGAAAUCAUCACACCGGAACAGUUUCAGCUCUGUGGCCUCGUCAUCAAUGACGAGUGCUACCAGGUUCGUCAGAUCUUUGCCCAGAAGUUGCACUUAGCUCUCGUCAAACUGCUGCUGCCCCUGGAGUACCUGGCUGUUUUCGCUCUGUGUGCCAAGGACCCGGUGAAGGAGCGCCGUGCUCACGCCCGACAGUGCCUGCUCAAAAACAUCUCCGUGCGCAGGGAGUACAUCAAACAGAACCCCCUCGCUCAGGAAAAACUGGUCUCUCUUCUUCCCGAGUAUGUGGUUCCAUUUAUGAUCCACUUGCUGGCCCACGACCCCGAUUUCACAAAACCUCAUGAAUAUGAGCAGCUCAAAGACAUCAAAGAGUGCCUGUGGUUCAUGUUGGAAGUCCUGAUGACCAAGAACGAGAACAACAGUCAUGCUUUUCUGAGGAAGAUGGUUGAGAACAUCAAACAAGCAAAGGAUGCUCAGUGUCCUGAAGAUGCAAAGGCCAAUGAGAAACUGUACAUCGUCUGUGACGUGGCUCUCUUCGUCAUCGCCAACAAGAGCACCGCCUGUCACCUGGACUGUCAGAAAGAGCCUGUCCUCCCCUCGAAGUUUUUCCUCGUACAAGACAAGCAGGAGUUUAAAAAUGAUAAGGAGUACCUGACAGGGGAGAUGAGACAAAUGCUGCUAACUGGAAAGCCUAAACCAGCCCCAGUGUUGGCAACAGUCAACAAAACUCUGACGGUACCAGGACGGAGGAUCGUUCAAAAGACCGCCACAGCCCCAGACACAGCCAGUAACACCAGCACCAACUCGUCUCCACUGGUCACAGCUAACAACAAAAACAGUACCACUGACACAGAGCGUCAAGCGCAGGAGAACAAUGAGAACCCAGUCAUCAAACAAGACGAGAUGAAGGACGAGCCCAGUCAGAAACUAACGCCCGAUGCCGGGAUAGAAGCAUCGCCCAUAAGAAGACGCGGUCGCCCUACCAAAGCUGCGGCGGCUGCCGCUGCAGCAGCGCUGAAGGAGGCAGGAGCGUUACCAGCCGGAGGUGGAGCAGGCAGAGGCCGGAAGAGAGCGUCCGACGCUCCCGCAGACUCUAUCAAUGUCAAAAUGUCAAAACAGCAGCAGCAGCAGACCGACGAGGGGACAAAGAGACAGAUUGACUUGCAGAGGUAAAGAGGCGACGUGCGAAGAUAAAAUUCAGACUGCAGAGAACAGGCCUGAAUCUUCUCAACUCAAGUCCCUUUGACUCUUAAAGCUUUCUUGGAGAUAUUAUGGACCUUCUCUACAUAAACAGAAUAUACAUGCACACACACACUGUCAUACUAGAAGGUUUAAAACACCCUGUAGUCAUUGAUUGAAGCUCUCUGUAUGUAGAUCUUACUCAGAAACAUAUUUUUCCUUUGUGUUUGUUGCUCUUUGCUUCUUUUUCGGAGCCAUUUUUAAGAAGAAGAAAAAAAACGGGAUGGACAUUUUACAAACAUUUUAAUCUGGUAAUGAUUCUUGCUUAUUAAAUUCCCUGGGAAAACAAAAAAAUUA